AUGGAGAAAAAGCAGUGGGUGUGGGAGAAGUUCGGAGUAAGCAUGGAGGAAUUUUGGUCGCCACCAAGGUGCUUCUGGAAAACCGUUCGCCACCUCGAGAGGAGGAAGCGGGGAACCAUCCAAGCUGUGUACAUUAAGGAUGGGACAUUGUUGACCUCAACUGAGGAGGUGAUAGGACAAUGGAAGAAGCACUUUGAGAAACUCCUAGGUCCAGCUGACACGUCCUCUGUGGCUGAAUACUGCGUGUGUGUUAAUGCUGUUAUCCUGUCAAACUUUAAAGGUUGUGUUGUGAACCAAACUCUAAUUAUGAAAAACUCUACACAGGUUUCAUAUUUCAUUUUGGGAGCAUACUUUGAUAUUGGACUGUUUAAAUACUUACUGUUUUUGAUCAUCAUGUGUUUUUAUGCUUUAAUUAUCUGUGCCAAUGUGUUGCUGAUUGUGGUUAUCUGUGUGAACAGGAGCUUACAUGAACCUAUGUACCUUUUUCUGGUCAGCCUGUUUGUAAAUGAACUGUAUGGUAGUACAGGGUUGUUUCCAUUCCUUCUGGUUCAGAUCCUCUCUGACAUUCACACAGUUUCUGCUUCUCUUUGUUUCCUGCAGAAUUUCUGCUUGCAUACUUAUGUAAAUGUACAGUUUUAUAAUCUAGCUGUGAUGUCUUAUGACAGAUAUCUUGCUAUCUGUUAUCCUCUGCAGUAUCACACUCGUAUGACAUAUAAUAAGGUAGCCGUGCUUAUUGUUCUAACAUGGUUAUUCCCUCUUCUUGCAGUUGUUGUCAUGAUAUCAUUGAGUUCCUCCUUACAGCUGUGUAGGAACCGUAUUGACAGAGUGUUCUGCAACAACUACUCUAUUGUGACACUGGCCUGCUCUGACACCACAGUCAAUAACAUCUAUGGACUCAUUUACACUUUCAUUGUUGUAUUUGGUCUUGCAAUACUAAUAUUUUGCACCUACAUGAGGAUCCUUAAAGUGUGUUUUUCUGGUUCUAAGCAGACGAGACAGAAAGCUGUCAGUACCUGCACACCUCACCUCGCUUCCACAAUCAACUUUUCUUUUGGGUGUUUUUUUGAAGUAAUACAGAGCAGGUUUGAUAUGGGGAGUACACCCAUUAUGUUCCGUAUUUUUGUAUCGUUAUACUUUCUCACCUGCCAACCGCUCUUCAACCCUUUGAUGUAUGGGCUAAAUUUGAAAAAAAUCCGCAUCAAAUGUAAAAAUCUCAUCUUUGGUAAAGUGUAA
Molecule: messenger RNA, 1233 nt
Organism: Etheostoma cragini (Arkansas darter)
Lineage: Eukaryota; Metazoa; Chordata; Actinopteri; Perciformes; Percidae
Product: olfactory receptor 6N1-like
Exons: 2
Coding region: 1-1233 (410 amino acids)
Biological process (GO): G protein-coupled receptor signaling pathway
Cellular component (GO): membrane
Molecular function (GO): olfactory receptor activity; G protein-coupled receptor activity
Source: RefSeq, a predicted model, not a curated record